Messenger RNA from Epinephelus fuscoguttatus (brown-marbled grouper), 2997 nucleotides. Its product is annotated as rho GTPase-activating protein 22-like. The transcript is spliced from 2 exons. NCBI's taxonomy places the organism in Eukaryota, Metazoa, Chordata, Actinopteri, Perciformes, Serranidae. The record is from RefSeq and is a predicted model, not a curated record. Bases 220 to 1446 code for a protein of 408 amino acids.
CCUGUCUGCCAUUAGGCAGCAGCUUCAAGGGCACAGCCAAAGGGGAGGAGGGCUCCUACACCUUCCUCUCCCCACGACACAUCAGCACUUGGCACAGGCGAGGCUCCAUAGCUCGCUCACAAAUCCACAAUCCAAGGCUUGAAUCCCAAGUUGCAGCAGACAGAGGAGGGGAGGGCAGUUAUCUAAGGCUCUCAGCACCCCCAUGUGCCUGCUUGGAUCAUGGAGCUGCACUGUCUUCCUACUGAGACCCCCACCUCAGCCAGCUCCUGCUCCACGGACCCCCUGUACGACAACUGCCCACCUUUUGCCCAGCGAGGGAGGGCCAGGGAAAGGGAAAUGGAGAGUAGGGUUGUGUGCCCGGCUGUAACCAGACUCCCAGGCCCCUGUAGCCCUCAGCCUGGUCUGGCCCCAGCUGUGGCUGAGGUUCCCACACUGGUCGGUGGGGGAAGAGUGACUGGCCCCUGGCCAGAUCACAGCUACUGCAGCUGGAGAGGAGGUCUGAGAAGACAGGGCUGGGAAGCAGAGCUGGGCCCAGGCAUAAACAGAACAAGAGGGGGAGAGAGAGGAGGAGGAGAACAGGGCGGUAGCUGGGGAGUUAAGGACAGAGCUCAUCUGAACCAGAGCCCCAACCCAUCACAAAGUGAGGAGCACAGGAGUGCUCUCUCUCUGUAUGAUAACCUCCCCGAUGCUGUCACUCCUAACAGCCUCCAAGAAGUCUUUGACAUGGAAACAAGCUUCCAGGAGCAGAUGUACCAAGCAUGGGCCCCUGACCAGAUCCAGGGAGUGAUGGACGGCGAGUGUGUGAGCGAAGACAAGAGCACAUGGUCCUCCUGUGAGAUCAUCCUUGCUGAAAGCCGUUUCAGUAACCAGGACCAGAAUCCAGACCAAGACAAGAAACAUGAACAGGAGCCAGAGCUGGACUCAGGAUCCUUUGGAUUUAAGCAGGGGGACCCGAUGCUGAACCUCCAGUUCCAGAUGCCACCUCCUCAGCAUCCUGCAGCAAGUUCCCCUCAGUUAUCCCAAACUGCGUGCCAAGUUAUGUGGCCCCCAGCUGAAGCCCAGCACCCAGAGCAGCCAUCCUGGUCUCCCAGGGUGCCCCCUCCGGUUCCCUUGGCGGACCCCUCCGCCAGUGCCCUUCGCAGCCUCCUCACCAGCCUACAACAGCAAAUAGUCAGACAGAGGGAGGAGUACGAGGCACGCAUACUCAGCCUGGAGCAAAGAAACGAAGAGCUCCAGGUAGAAGUUGUUCGGUUGAAAACGAACCUCGCCCAGCAGCGGCACUGGUACCAUGCUGUCCAGGCUAAGAUUGCAGAGUCUGAAAGGGGCCGGGCCGCCGCAGAACUUCGCAAUGCAACUCUGCAGAAGGAGAUGGAGCAGUUCUUUGACACUUUCGGAGAGCUCAACAACGAGGCCAAGAAGACAGAAUAUAUAGUCAAGAGCUUUUGAGAAAAGAAUGUAUGAAAUGUGUGUGCUGAUGUGAACAGUGUGUGCUAAGAGAAGGACAAAAGGCACAAGACUGGUUAGUCUUUAAACUCUAGUUAGGAUCAUGUUUAAUAGUUUGUCACCACCUGUGCAGAAUACUUUCUUACCUAAUUGGGAGAGGUUUAAAGGGACAGUUCAACCAAAAAUAUUCAUAUUUUUCCUCUUACCUGUAGUGCUAUGUAUCCGUCCAGAUUGUUUUGGUGUGAGUUGCUGAGUGUUGGAGAUAUCAGCUGUAGAGAUGUCUGCCUUCUCUUGAAUAUAAUGGAAAUAGAUGGCACUCAGUUUGUGGUGCUCAAAGCACCUAAAGAUAAAUUUGGAAAAACUCUCUUCCCCAGGAAUCAUGACCCGGAUACUAAAGACAAUCCACAGACUUUGUUGUGAGCAGUUACAUCUAGGAACUAUUUUCUUUCUAUUUGACUACUUCGGCAGACCAUACCAUUGCGCAGAAGGAAGGGUGCAUCUACUGCUAGCUCUCCUAGCACCACUGAGCUAGCUAAUGUUGCAGUUCAGCCAAGGAGGAUGGCAUUAAUGUUAACAUCUUGCACUGUCACAAGCAGGAGCCUUUUAUCCAUGAGUAGAUGCACACUUCCUUCUGCGCAGUGAUACGGCAGGUGUACUAGUUCAACAGAAAGAAAAUAGUUCUAACAUGAGAUUACUCACUGUACCCGACUCAGAAUUACGUCGAUCAAAUCAGAUUUGGCCAAUUCGUUGUUGUUUUUUACGAAUAAGGAUUUAAAGUUUGAACGGGCUCAGCGGGAGGUUCAGUGUGACAACAGCAUUCAUGUUAUAUAGUAACAAGCUAACUAUGCUAACGACGGAUCGGAAACGUGCAACAAUUUUUGCUGACACUGGAUAUUAAACAAAAGCCAGAGACUGUGUUGUAUUAACUAUCAGUGAGCUGUAAAUACACCACUUCAAAGCUGAAAUGAAAAGAUAAUGUUAUCUCAGAAUCUUCCCUCUGUGCGUCUGCAGCUUGCAGUCAUGAUUUCUGUAAAGAGACAUUGCUGUUGAGUUUUUCACAUGCGUUUUUGGCACCACAAGCUGAGUGCCAUCUAGUUCUAUUACACUGGAGAGAAAACAGACAUUUCUACGGCCCAUAUCUCCAACACCAAAACAACCUGGUAAGAGGGAAAACAUGUGUUGCGUAUUUUGGGGUGAACUGUCCCUUUAAGUGAUGUGUGGUUAUGUCUUCAUUAAGAAUCUGAGACAGAUACAAAACAUCACUGAAAGAAAAUGAAUCACUGAUGUCCACUUUAUUAGUUACGUAAGGGCAAAAGAUGUUGGCCGGGUGAUUAUAUUGUGGUCAUUGCAAUCACAUAGGACAUCUCUUAAAACAAAGGCAGAAAUAAACUGAACCGAAAUGUGAGAUGUACAGUGUAUACAAUGGAGCUUUCUUUUAAAAAAACAAAAAAAACAAAAAAAAAACAUGGUAAACAUUGUAACAGAGGUUCUGAGCACUGUAACGCUCAGUCCUUAUCUGAUCAGAUUUGUGGGAGUGAAUUGGCCACUCCUCGG